AAGUCUGUGACAGGUUGAUGGCAUUGGUUUUAGAGACUGGAGUUCCUGCAUUAAGUUCCAAGAGAAUAGUCACCUGACUUAUUGGGUUUAAAGAUUCUUUCUUUCUUGAGACUAAGCAUUGCUUGGUCUAAGUACUGCUGCAGCGUUUGAACUAUCCAUUGACUUUUUGGCCACACCACAUCCUGUCGAGCUACACAGCGCUUCAACAUGGUUGCCACAGCAUAGUAGCACAGUCUCAAGAAGAAGAGAGUUAAAGACUCAGUAAGUAACGGGUGAGUGGGACUUCUUCGGGCAGUCAGAGGUGAGUGAGCAGUCAUGGCAGAGCAGGUGCAAAGCUUUCCUUUUUUCUAUGGCAACAUCACUCGAGAGGAAGCUGAGACCUACCUGAGGCAAGCAGGCAUGAGCAAUGGCCUCUACUUGCUCCGCCAAAGCCGCAGCUACUUGGGUGGAUUCGCUCUGUCUGUGGCCUACAACCAUCAAUGCUACCACUACACCAUCGAGAGGGAGCUGAAUGACACAUACGCCAUAGCAGGUGGAAAAUCCCACCGCAGUCCAGUGGAUGUGGUGGAUUACCAUUCGCAGGAGUCUGAUGGUUUGGUGUGUCUGCUGAAAAAGCCCUGCAAUCGGCCCCGGGGCGUCGAGCCCAAGGUGGGGGCUUUCGAGGAUCUAAAGGAGAAGCUUAUCAGGCAAUAUGUACAGCAGACGUGGAAGCUAAAGGGUGCUUCAUUGGAGCAGGCUAUCAUCAGUCAGAAACCUCAGCUGGAAAAGUUGAUUGCCACCACAGCACAUGAGAAGAUGCCCUGGUUUCACGGAAUCAUCACACGGGAAGACUCUGAGCCACGUUUACUCAACAACCGCCAGACCAACGGCAAGUUUCUAAUCCGGCAGCGUGAUAACAAUGGCUCCUUUGCACUCUGUCUCCUCCAUCAUGGCCAAGUUAUGCACUAUCGCAUCGACAGGGACAAAGCUGGUAAACUCUCCAUUCCUGAUGGGAAAAAGUUUGACACACUUUGGCAGCUGGUGGAGCAUUAUUCCUAUAAACCUGAUGGCCUGCUCCGGGUGCUGACUGAACCCUGUCCACGACCUGAAGGCCCACCUGCACUUCCUGGAAAUCAUCCAGAUCUGGGUGGCACAAGUGGAAUUCUCAACAGAUUAAGGUCCUCUUCCUUCCCCAAACCUGGUCUCAAAAAGACAGCGUUAAAGAGGUGUAAAGAAAAGAUCUUAGAUGUUUGCCCCGGUAAGAUCACAACAUAUCUUCGCAAAAGUCACGAGACUGAUAAUCAUUAUACUUCAGGGGCACCUGUCACAGAUGAUUUACCCAUGAGCACUGAGGUGUAUGAGAGUCCAUAUGCUGACCCUGAUGAACUACGCUCAACCACAGUGGACCGGAAGAAUUUGAUCCUGGAGGAUGGAGAACUUGGUUCAGGCAAUUUUGGCACAGUCCUUCGGGGCAUCUACCAGAUGAAGAAAACACAGAAACAGGUAGCAGUAAAGAUCCUGAAGAAUGGAGACAACGAUGCUGCAGUAAGAGAUGAAAUGCUUCGUGAGGCUCAAGUCAUGCAGCAGCUGGACAAUCCAUACAUAGUGCGUAUGAUUGGCAUCUGCGAGGCCGAGAACCUCAUGCUGGUCAUGGAGCUGGCUGAACUCGGCCCUCUGAACAAGUAUCUGCAAAAGAACAGACUUGCCAUUAAAAACGUCACUGAGCUUGUGCAUCAAGUCUCUAUGGGCAUGAAGUACCUGGAGGAGUACAACUUCGUUCACAGAGACCUGGCAGCCCGCAAUGUGCUCUUAGUCACACAGCACUAUGCAAAAAUCAGCGACUUUGGCCUGUCCAAAUCCCUCACCAGUGAGAAGGAUUAUUAUGAGUCUAAAGGUCAUGGUAAGUGGCCUGUGAAGUGGUAUGCACCUGAAUGCAUGAACUACUUCAAGUUUUCCUGUAAGAGUGACGUGUGGAGCUUCGGGGUGCUGAUGUGGGAGGCCUUUUCAUAUGGACAGAAGCCAUACAAGGGGAUGAAGGGAAAUGAGGUCAUCCAGAUGAUUGAGAACGGUGACAGAAUGGCUGCUCCAGCCAGCUGCCCAUCCGAGAUGUACACCCUCAUGUUGAAAUGCUGGACAUACAAGGCGGAAGAGAGGCCACGCUUUGCUGUGGUGGAGCCCCGGCUGAGAGACUACUACUACGACAUCGCACAGUGAGCAGUUACAUGCUGGAAGACAACUCAGAAUGAAGAGUCAUUCCCUCGGAGCUGUAUGUACAUGGGUUUAAGGACUGGCCACACUGAUUUAUUUUACAUUAUUUACCUGCAAGCUUAUUCAAAAAAUUUUUUGGGUGUUUUUUUUUUUUUCUUGCAAGCCAAAGUUAUGAUCAGUGAGUGAGUGACUGUUUGUCUUGAUAAUUUUUCUACAUUUCUACAGCCCUUACAAUUAGUAUUAAGCAAAGAAGCAAAUUAUAUUUUCACAUCAUUACUGCGUAUUUUUUAUCAUAUAACUCUUUUGUGUACUACUGUAUUGUAUUUCAACAGUACCUUAUUUUACCUCUACCUGCUUCAUUAAUAGCAAAGAAACCUUGGCAGGAACAUUCAAAUUAUCUUUCACUGUUAUUAUACAUUAUAGUCAGUGUGCACUGGAACAAAUUUUGAGCUCCCAAACAGGUCAAUGCACUGAGCCAACCUUCACUGGAGGACUUCUGUUCUCUUUGUUGUCAUCGUCAUUCCUCAAAUAAUCCUUCUUCCCAACCAUCUUUUAUGACACCCCUGCUAGCCUGUUGUAAAUGUGACAUCUUUAUUAGCAUAAAGCUUGGGACUGUGAUGUCAUGACUUAUCAUGGUGCUUGAAAGUUUGUGAACUCUUUAGAAUGUUCUAUAUUUGUGCAUAAA
Molecule: messenger RNA, 2872 nt
Organism: Neoarius graeffei (lesser salmon catfish)
Lineage: Eukaryota; Metazoa; Chordata; Actinopteri; Siluriformes; Ariidae
Gene: syk
Product: spleen tyrosine kinase
Exons: 15
Coding region: 316-2193 (625 amino acids)
Biological process (GO): macrophage activation involved in immune response; protein phosphorylation; adaptive immune response
Cellular component (GO): extrinsic component of cytoplasmic side of plasma membrane; cytoplasm
Molecular function (GO): signaling receptor binding; ATP binding; non-membrane spanning protein tyrosine kinase activity
Source: RefSeq, a predicted model, not a curated record